Molecule: messenger RNA, 2827 nt
Organism: Bombina bombina (fire-bellied toad)
Lineage: Eukaryota; Metazoa; Chordata; Amphibia; Anura; Bombinatoridae
Gene: ZBTB17
Product: zinc finger and BTB domain containing 17
Exons: 15
Coding region: 91-2628 (845 amino acids)
Biological process (GO): regulation of transcription by RNA polymerase II
Molecular function (GO): RNA polymerase II cis-regulatory region sequence-specific DNA binding; protein binding; DNA-binding transcription factor activity
Source: RefSeq, a predicted model, not a curated record
CUUUAAGCUUCCGCCCUCUCCUAUGAUGGCGGCGCCCUUUGUCGACUAAUCGGUGUGGGCUAUGUGAUGUGACAUCUGUGCACCUCAGUGAUGGCAGCGAUGGAUUUCCCACAGCACAGUCAGCUGGUUCUAGAGCAGCUAAACCAGCAGCGGCAGCUCGGCUUGCUAUGCGAUUGCACGUUUGUAGUGGACGGCAUUGAUUUUAAGGCGCACAAAGCGGUGUUGGCGGCCUGCAGCCACUACUUUAGAAUGCUGUUUGUGGAGCAGAAGGACGUGGUGCACCUGGACAUUAGCAAUGCGGCAGGCCUUGGUCAAGUUCUGGAAUUCAUGUACACGGCUCGGCUCAGCCUGACUCGUGAUAACGUGGAGGACGUUCUAGCAGUGGCAGGAUUCCUACAAAUGCAAGAGAUCGUUAAUGCCUGCACAGCCUUGAAAUCGCUCAGUUUGCAGGCUGGCGCUGCCCAACACAGCUCAGUAACUCUGAUACCAGAGCAAGUUGAUGAGCCCCAUUCAGAAGAGAGUUUGCCAGCGCCAGCCCUGGAUGUUGACAAUGAGGUGGAAAGAAAUGACAACAUUCAGUACCAGCAUGUGACACAUAGUGACAGUGAUGAGACGUGCAGAGAGGGCACUCCUGUGAGGGACAAAGUAUCCUUGGAGGAGACAGACCUCAUACCUCCGAGUAGUUCCCUGGAGGAGCCUGCACCCCAGCCCUCAGGACAAGAUGCUGACAAUGAUGAAAGGAUUACAGAUGAAGGCGUGAAGCACAAUACGUGGGGCUCUUCAUCUGGGGAGAAUAAUGACCCCGGGCUGGAGGUUCCUUCUGGUCAAGAAAAACUGAAAGACCCUAUUGUCCAGCAAGAACAAAGUCCAGUCUGCGAACUGGCGCAGGGAGAGGAGAGACCACUGAAUACAUCAUCUUCCCCAGGGCAUCCUGACAAGGAACCAUCUCUGCAAGAACACGAGGCAAAGAAUGAAGACACAGAUGAUGAUGAUGAUGAUGAUGAUAGGCUAGAAAAUGGAGAGAGCAUUGAUGAGAGAGAUUCAACGUCCAAUGACUCCCAGAACACUUCGGAGGAUGUCCAGCAGCUGAACUCGGGAAACGCAGUCUAUGGAGACCGGACAGAGUCCCGAGCCUAUAGCUCAACCACUCACAAAUGUAAGUACUGCGGAAAGGAGUUUACACACACUGGCAACUUCACAAGGCAUAUCCGCAUCCACACGGGGGAGAAACCCUUCUCAUGUCAAGUGUGUAACAAAGCCUUCUCAGAUCCGGCUGCCUGUAAAGCUCAUGAGAAGACACACAGCCCACUGAAGCCAUACAGCUGUGAAGAGUGUGGGAAGAGUUAUCGCCUAAUCAGUCUCCUGAAUUUGCACAAGAAACGCCACACGGGAGAGGCUAGAUAUCGCUGUGAGGACUGUGGCAAGCUCUUUACCACUUCAGGCAACCUCAAGAGGCAUCAGUUGGUUCACAGCGGGGAAAAGCCUUAUCAGUGUGAGUACUGUGGCCGCCCAUUCUCUGACCCAACCUCCAAGAUGCGUCACCUGGAGACCCACGACACCAACAAGGAACACAAGUGCCCUUCAUGUGACAAAAAAUUUAAUCAGCCAGGGAACCUCAAAGCACAUCUAAAGAUUCACAGGGCUGACGGUCCUUUGAAAUGCAGAGAAUGCGGCAAGCAGUUUACAACCUCAGGAAACCUCAAACGGCAUCUUCGUAUUCACAGUGGGGAGAAGCCGUAUGUUUGCGUGCAUUGUAAGAGGCAGUUUGCAGACCCUGGUGCAUUGCAACGACAUGUCCGGACCCACACAGGGGAGAAGCCUUGCCUGUGUAUGAUAUGUGGGAAGGCGUUCACCCAGGCAAGUUCACUAAUCGCCCAUGUUCGGCAGCACACGGGGGAGAAGCCCUAUGUCUGUGAACGCUGUGGGAAAAGGUUUGUCCAGUCUAGUCAGCUUGCUAAUCACAUCCGUCACCAUGACAAUAUCCGACCACACAAAUGUAGUGUAUGCAACAAGGCUUUUGUGAACGUGGGAGACCUCACCAAGCAUGUAAUCAUUCAUACAGGGGAGAAACCAUUCCUAUGUGACAAGUGUGGCCGCGGUUUUAACCGCGUGGACAAUCUACGCUCUCAUGUAAAGACUGUGCACCAGGGCAAGGCUGGAAUGAAAGUCCUGGAGAGGGAAGAUGAAGAAAUGGAUGAAGAUGAGGUCAACAUUGUGACAGUGGCUCCCGAGGAAAUGGCCACAUUAGCCGCAGGACUAACAGCAACAGCUGUCACUGAGCUCACAGUGGUUCCUGUGACAGCCGAUGAGACUGAAGCACUUAAAGCAGAGAUCACAAAAGCUGUAAAACAGGUGCAGGAAGCAGAUCCCAACACCCAGAUCCUGUAUGCCUGCGAUUCUUGUGGGGACAAGUUCCUGGAUGCCAGCAGCCUUGCUCAGCAUGUCCGGAUGCACACAGCACAGGCUCUAGUUAUGUUCCAAGCAGAUACAGACUUUUAUCAGCAGUAUGGAGCUCCAACAACGUGGCAUGCUGAGCAGGUCAUACAAUCCAAUGAACUUCUCUUUCGCGCUCGUGAUGGAACAGAAGAGCAGCCACAGGUUAUGGAAUGUGAAAGCGCAGUGGAGUAAGCAGGACUCAGUGUUGGACUAUUUGGCAACCAGGAAGCUUUAGGAGAGCUCAUCUCCAGAGGCUCACUGAUAACCUCUACAGCAGGAGACUGCAUGUAGUGAAACAUCUUCAACCAGACUAAUGUAAAAAUGUAUCUGUAAUGCGAUGUUGGCCUGUACCAGAGCCCGUAUGCAUUAAAUAAAUCCUAUUUUUUAAAAA